AUGAACGGGGCAGAUACACGGACAUACGCUGAAUCGCAUACGACGGGCCAGCUGCCUACGCCAACCUCAACGCCCGAACCGGACGAUCUGGCACUCCCGGGUGCCCGCCGCAACAAUGAAGCCAGGAGCGAGGAACCGCUGCACAGCAUGACAAAUGGCUCCAGGGUCGAGGCAAACAGCGCAAUUAGUUCGAAUACCACGAGCAGGAGGCCGAGCGUGCACGAAGAAGCUAUCCUCUCAGACACAAGCGAGAAGAUACGGCCUAUCAAGCGGCCUGGAGAUGCUCGGAGAAGGAGCAGCGUGUCAGAGCACGAGAAGAUUCUCAAGCUCAGUCCCCGCCAGAUUCAAGAGCUUACGAGUGAACCUGCGAGCAUCCCAGUGCGAGCAGCGACUCCGAUUCUUGAGGACGAACUAGAAGACGUCACACCGCUGGAAGACGCGGACGGACAGGGCAAGAAUAAGCUCCUGGGCGUGGUACUGGAGCGGCCAGUGGAGCUGAAUGGCGAGACUAGGAAAGAGAAGGGCUUGGGAGGGCGAGAUGCACCACGGGAGAAGGAGGUUGUCCUUAUCAAAACAUCUGCAACUGAAUUGCGAAACGGCCGGCCUGUCCUCAGCUCACGAUCCAUCACUACGCCCUCGCUCACACGGAGGACGUCAUCCAGGUCGCGGUCACGCACACAUAUGCAGACGCAAGAGACAGAGGACCGGAGGCACGGCAGACAUGUUCCUCCGCCAUCGAGUCUGGACCACAGAGAUGGCACAUCAAAAGGCCACGACCGACAUAAAGAGACGCGCGAGAUGCGGGACCAGGUUUCGCCAAUCGCUCUCCCGCUGCCGCCAAUGUCAAUGCCGACUUUUCUCUCGCUAGAACUUUCUGCAAACCGCCCCUCUCCGCUGUACAUAUACCGUCCAGCGACGACAGACUUUCCUUAUGAAUCGUCCGAGAUCAAGUACGAGCGGUUGCUCAACUUCCUGAGGAUACCGCUGAAAAUUGAGGGCAUAUUGGGUUUUGGCGCUCUGGCUUGUCUCGAUGCAUGGAUGCACGUUCUGACGAUCCUCCCCCUCCGCUUCCUGCUUGCUGUCCUCAUCUUGGUCAAAUGGUGGGGCUCCGUCAUUGUCAAAGAAUUCCGUGAUCUCUGGGCUUUUGUCUAUGAUGGCCUUCCUCGCUUUUGGCAGCGCAGGAAGCAGACCGACGUCCCCACGCCUCUACCAACGCCCGCCGACGAGGUGGCUCCGUCAAUGUCGCGUAAAACGUCGUCCUCGACCGUUCCUCCAGUUAGUGCUACGGCUAGGCAGAGUCCGCACGUGUCGACAACCUUCAAGUUUCCAGACAUGAAUGAGCUCAGAGCGCGCCGGCCUCGUAACUCUCGAUUCCGUCAUCGGCGCACCAAGUCUACGCCAUCAACGCUGCAACCAAGUCAUAAAGCAGACAUAUUGAAAGGUCUCCUAGUCAUCGCCAGCUGCUUUGUCUUAAUGCGGUUCGAUGCCAGUCGCAUGUACCAUGGCAUUCGUGGCCAGUCAGCGAUCAAGCUCUAUGUCAUCUACAACGUUCUCGAGGUAUGUGACCGUUUGCUUUCGGCUGUUGGUCAGGAUGUGUUGGAGUGUCUCUUUUCUCGUGAGACUCUGGAUCGCAAUCCCGACGGUAGAAGCAAGGUUCUCCGGCCACUCGGGAUGUUUGCCCUCGCACUUGUAUACACUGUUGCCCAUGCUACAGCGCUGUUCUACCAGGUCAUCACUCUGAACGUGGCUGUCAACUCCUACUCGAACGCACUACUGACACUGCUCAUGUCCAAUCAAUUUGUGGAAAUCAAAGGGACCGUGUUCAAGAAGUUUGAGAAAGAGAACCUUUUCCAGAUCACCUGUGCAGACAUUGUAGAACGCUUCCAGCUCUGGCUCAUGCUUCUCAUUAUUGCAAUGCGCAAUGUCGUUGAAGUUGGCGGCCUCAGUAUCCAGAGCAGCGAUACGUCGUGGACGGCCAUGUUCACUGGAUCCGCGAAUGCGUCCACAACUCCAUUCAAGGCCUCGAGUAUCAUACCCAUGAGCUUUACUAUCUUCCCCAAGUACAUCGCUCAGGUACUCAAUCCGUUCCUACUAGUGUUGGGCAGCGAGAUGUUUGUUGACUGGCUGAAACACGCGUACAUCACCAAGUUCAACCAGUACAAACCGGAGGUGUAUAGCAAGUUCUUUGACGUUCUAGCCAAGGACUACUAUUCAAACGCCUUUGCUGAUGCAGACUUGACACGACGCCUGGGCUUGCCAGUCAUACCACUGUCCUGCCUCUUCAUCCGUGCUGCUAUCCAGACCUACCACAUGUUCAUUGCCAUGCACAUGCCGCCUCCCCUCCACACAACAUCGACAUCACUCUCUUCGGACCCCGCCUCCUCCCCCACCACGACCGCAGCUCUCGCCCAUAUUGACCAUGUCUUCCGCCGCGCUCUGGGUCGUUCUUCCUUUGGCGCUGGUGUUCCCUCCCAACCCUGGUAUCAUCCCCUCUCCUAUACUCUCGAUGAUCUGAUCGCCGGCUCGACCAUGCUCAUCGUCUUCCUCGUUGGCUACUUUAUCUUCCUUGCUUUCAAACUUAUCCUUGGUAUGCUGCUGCUGUCCAUCAGUCGCAAGCGCUAUCACGGUAUGCAGGAGCGAGAGAAGAUGAGCGUUGAGACUGGGGGUAAGAGGAUCGGGGGCUGGGGCGUUGUUGAUGUGGACGAGGAGAAGAGGAAGGUAAUCUACGAUGAUGAUCCCGAAACGCUGAAGCGGUUGAGGGAGAGAGACGAGAAGGGUAGGAAAAAGGAGCAGGAAGAGAGGGAGAAGGGGACAAGCUUUGGUCACGUUAGUCGAUAUGCGAUGGUCGCUAAGAGAAUAUGGUGA
This is a messenger RNA of Alternaria arborescens, 2865 nucleotides long. RefSeq lists its product as hypothetical. Gene Ontology annotation, biological process: maintenance of protein localization in endoplasmic reticulum. The record is from RefSeq and is a predicted model, not a curated record. Bases 1 to 2865 code for a protein of 954 amino acids. Gene Ontology annotation, cellular component: endoplasmic reticulum membrane. Lineage: Eukaryota; Fungi; Ascomycota; Dothideomycetes; Pleosporales; Pleosporaceae. The transcript is spliced from 2 exons.